GGCGGAAACAACAAUGUCCUUAACGUCGGAAGUCUCAGAGUUUAAUAAAAAUUACACUGAAUACAGAAAUGACAUCGGAGCUGUUAGGUUGUCCAGAAAGAAGAGGUUCCUCGUAUUUCCUGAAGGAAGCUCGCUGCAACUUGUCUAUUGUUUGACAAUGCCGUCAAUUGCAAUGGCAGACUUUUUUGUGUUUGGAUGGACUGCAGCUAUUGCUUGGGAAUUGCCAAAUAAACCCUACAUUGGGGUGCACAAGAAGAAAGACAACAAGGAGGGUGAAAUGACUGAAGGGGACAAAGGCGAAGAUCAUCCCCAUAGUCGUCUCGAUUCUCCAAGCGGUAGUAAAACAAAACUUUAUUACACACAAAAGAAAUCGCCAUAUUCAACUAUCAACAAACUUGGAAUCAAGAUACCCCCAUCGACUUAUAGCACAGUUCUACAGUUGCUAAACAAAAAUUUCCAAAAUCCGUUCUCGGAUAAACGGAGAACUUCGCAAAGUCAAAUGAAAUACAGCAAUGGUGGGUCUUAUUACAAAGACUUAGGGGACAGAGUGACCAUGUACCACGACCCUGUCUAUCGGGAAGUUCACAGAAGAACAAGGAGAGAUCUCUACCCAAAAAUCGAGAAAUUUCUAAGCAUGCAACAAAAAGAUGGUAAAGCUUGUUUACUGAAAGCUAUUUGUGAAGUAACGAAAUUGCCCAAAGGGAAAGAAAAGGGGAGUUUUAUGCAAGAACUGAUCAGAGUGUUAUUUAGAGUAAAAGAAUUCCAACAUCCAAGCGACGAAAAAGACAAAUACGAUGCUGCUGCCAAUGAAGAGCACAACUGCGGUGAUAUGUAUCCAACUUGUGAUUCUUCAGUAGCUGCUCUAUGUAUGACUGCCCCUGUUAUAACACCUGCUGCAAUUUUUUCGGAAUUUUUCGCCUAUGGAAUCGUUUACAAUCUUCCAAACGAUACAUCACUCUUCAAACCAGUUCUGAAAAACAAAAAUGUUGCAAAAACCAGACACCGUAGAGAUUUAUAUCAAAAAUUAGAAACUGUAAUAAGUUCUAUUGGCCACAAUGGUAAGGAAUGCAUCCUUAAGAUCUUAUGCGAAUCAGGACAAAAACUAAACCGAAAAAGGAACAACGUUUUGGAAGAAAUAUUGUGGACGAUCUUUCGUUUACCACUGGAUCCAAUGUUGAUAGAAGAAUCGGACGAUCAUUGGCGAUACCAUUUGGCCCAUAAAAAGGGACUAGAACAACACGAUGUGAAUUGUGCAGAAGUUUAUUCGCAAUGUAGACCAUCUUUCAUGGACAUUCUCAUAGAUUUUGUUAAUAAUUAGUUUGUUGGAAUUGAAUAAAUAAAUAAUGUGUCUACUUAUCUGCAAUUGAA
Agrilus planipennis (emerald ash borer) is the source of this 1368-nucleotide messenger RNA. RefSeq lists its product as uncharacterized. The transcript has 7 exons. Lineage: Eukaryota; Metazoa; Arthropoda; Insecta; Coleoptera; Buprestidae. The record is from RefSeq and is a predicted model, not a curated record. Bases 14 to 1318 code for a protein of 434 amino acids.